UACGAUAAUGUGCACGGUGUCAGUCGGUUAAGGAAGCUCAUUGAAGAUGGCCACAUUGUCCAUAGAACAAGGUUUACUAAGAGGCGGCAAAUCAACAACAAACAAUGGAUUUGAGUAUUUUGAGUUUUUGGGAAUACCAUACGCAAAGCCGCCUGUUGGAGACUUAAGAUUUAAGAGUCCUCAACCGGCAGAAAAAUGGGACGGUGAAAGAGAUGCGACAAUCUCAAGCAAAGAAAAUACAGCGUUACAAAUGGAUUUGAUCGAGAGUUCUGGAAUUGGGGGAAGUGAAGACUGUCUCUACCUCAACGUUUAUACUCCAAAAAUAACUGAAAACGAGUCAGAAUUGCUUCCAGUAAUGUUCUUUAUACAUGGAGGUGGAUUUGUGCAUGGAAAUGGCAUCCUAAAGAAAGACAAUGGUCCAGAUUAUCUCAUCGAACACAAUACGGUUAUAGUCGUAAUCAAUUAUAGAGUAUCCAUUUUAGGAUUUCUGUCUUUAGACAUCCCAGAAGUAGCUGGAAAUAUGGGUUUGAAAGAUCAGGUCAAAGCUCUUGAGUGGGUGCAAAAUAACAUAAUACAUUUUGGUGGUGACAAAAAUAAUGUCACCAUAUUUGGCACAAGCGCCGGUGCUGCGUCCGUAGACUAUCUUAUCGUUUCACCAAAAGCGAAAGGACUUUUUCAUAAAGCCAUCCUCCAUUCAGGCUCUUGCUUAAAUCAUUGGGCCGUUAACUAUGAGCCGAAGAAGUUAGCGUAUAAAGUAGCCGAAAAAUUGGGAUACAAAGGAUCUUUAGAAGAUGUCAAUGCUUUAAAAGAAUUUCUGUUAAGUAUUCCAGGAUCGGAUCUAACAGAGACUGCCUAUAAUAUUUGUCAAACAUGUACAGAUAAACAUCUUUUAUUUGGAUUUGUUCCAACAAUUGAAAAAGAUUUCGGCAAUGGAGAAGCUUUCCUAACAGACCAUCCAUAUCGCUUACUGAAAGAAGGUAUUUUCAAUCAAGUACCAGUUAUUAAAGGAUUCUGUAACAAGGAGGGUUACUUAAUGAACGCUGUUAAUCCCAAGGGAAUAUUAGAUGUGUUACAGAAUAAAAACUUUGUUGAUCAUUGGCCAUUUGAACUGGACACAGAUGAUAAAAUCAAAUACAGCAGGAAAACGAAGACGUUACUCGCUUAUACAAGGAAUAUACAACCUGGAGAUGACCAUGAUAAAAUAGCAAUUGACUUCUUUAGUGACUUAGACUUUGUAUCAGGUAUUUGGAUAAGUGGAAAGCUAAUGGCUCGAAAAGGAGUGCCUGUUCGCUUUUAUGAAUUCUCUUAUGAUGGUAAAAUAAACUACCUUAAAAUGUUAUUUGGUAUCAAGAGGAAUGGUGCAGGUCACGCUGAUGACCAUUCUUACAUUAUAUGUGAAGAUUCAACAAAAAAAGCUCAUGGCCUUGACCUCAUUAUACGAAAUACAAUGAGUCAAAUGUGGACCAAUUUUGCCAAAACGAGUUGCCCAACUCCGCAAGACAGUUUAAAUAAUUUAGUGGAAUGGCCUGUGUAUACGGAAAACAAUCCCGUAUAUUUAAGGAUUGACAAAAAAAUUGAGGUACACAGAAACUAUGAACCACAAAGAAUGGCUAUUUUUGAAGAUAUUUAUGAGAAGUAUGAAAAAUAAUCAGCGCGAUAGCUGAAUUUCCAGAUAUUAAGCAAGAUUUUUUAUUAUAAAAACCAUACCCAAAGCAGUGUUACAUUAGAAUGGAAAAUGUGAACACAAUCUUUUUAUUUGUAAAUAACUGAAAGCUAGUGCUAAAAAUUUCAUCAGUGUACAAUUUAAAAAAUCUAGUAAAAAAUAUAGUCUAUGCAUUAUGUAGUAUUCUAAUGAUGAAAGAAUUUUUGAA
Molecule: messenger RNA, 1871 nt
Organism: Papilio polytes (common Mormon)
Lineage: Eukaryota; Metazoa; Arthropoda; Insecta; Lepidoptera; Papilionidae
Product: esterase FE4-like
Exons: 3
Coding region: 47-1648 (533 amino acids)
Source: RefSeq, a predicted model, not a curated record